Molecule: messenger RNA, 1638 nt
Organism: Salvia miltiorrhiza (redroot sage)
Lineage: Eukaryota; Viridiplantae; Streptophyta; Magnoliopsida; Lamiales; Lamiaceae
Exons: 13
Coding region: 259-1518 (419 amino acids)
Cellular component (GO): membrane
Source: RefSeq, a predicted model, not a curated record
GCAUGUGACAAAAGUGGGUUGUUAAUAUGAUUCAUUUUUCUGGGGCUUAGUUUUUUCCCCCUCUCUCUUUUUCUCUUGCUAAAGAACAAAAAAGUGAGUUUCUAGCAGCUUAUUUAUAGCCUUUUCUUGAUGAAGUGACUGUGUGUGUGUGAAUUCUCUCUCCUACAGAGAGAGAAGGGAAGUUUGAAGAAGCUUGUCUCUCCAUCACCAAGAGUGAGAGGGAAAGAAAAAGGGAGCGAUUAGUUUUCCUCGAUUAGGAUGAAUGAGAAUGGCCGGAGUGUCGAGCCUGCAACGACAGGGACCUCAUCGAGGGAGAAUGGAGGCUCCCGUGGCCAAGAACUGCCCGGUGCAGGGCAGAAGGAUGUUAAGUGCUCUGCCCGGAAGAAGAAGUCUUUGAGGGCUCGUUAUGCUUACGGUGUCGUGUUUCUAUUGACGAAUAUUAUAGCUUGGCUCUUCAGGGAUUAUGGUGAAAGGAUUUUGCCUAUGCUGCCUUACUCAAGAGCAUGCGGGGCGCAGGAAAGAGAAUGUUACCAUACAAUGGGAGUGCUUCGUGUCAGUUUAGGAUGCUUCAUAUUCUUCUUCCUAAUGUUUCUGACGACAUGUAACACCAGCAAAUUGUAUCAAGUACGAGCAGCAUGGCACUCCGGAUGGUGGGGUUUGAAGUCCGUUAUGCUGCUUAUCUCCUUCGUGAUUCCCUUCUUCAUUCCCUCGGACUAUAUUCAACUAUACGGUGAACUCGCUCGUGUUGGUGCAGGGAUUUUUUUAAUUCUCCAGCUCAUUAGUGUGAUUGAAUUUAUCACCUGGUGGAACAACUAUUGGAUGUCCGACGACAAAAAGAAAUCUAGCUGUUCCAUUGGGCUAUUCAUGUCAACAGUAUUCUACAUCGCGUCUGUCUGUGGGAUCGCUGUGAUGUACGUGCUCUACGCCUCAAAGAUGUCGUGCACUCUCAACAUAUUCUUCAUCACAUGGACCGGAGUUCUGCUCAUAGUGAUGAUGGUCAUAUCGUUGCAUUCUAAGGUGAACAGAGGCUUGCUGUCUUCAGGGAUUAUGGCUUCUUACAUUGUUUUCCUCUGCUGGACUGCUAUAAGAAGUGAGCCUGGCACUGAGAAAUGCAGCCAUCAGGAAGAAAGUGGACAUAUUGGUUGGCCUACAAUAGUUGGAUUUGUCAUUGCUCUAUGUGCAAUUGUGAUUGCCACAUUUUCAACGGGGAUCGACUCAGAAUCAUUCCAGUUCCGUAAGGAUGAAGCUCAUCAGGAAGAAGAUGAUCUUCCAUACGGGUAUGGAUUCUUCCACCUCGUGUUCUCGUUGGGGGCGAUGUAUUUUGCAAUGCUAUUCAUAAGUUGGAAUUUGGGGAGCUUGACAAGAAAAUGGAGUAUUGAUGUGGGGUGGGCUAGUACAUGGGUGAAGAUUGUGAACGAGUGGUUUGCAGCCACAAUAUACAUGUGGAAGCUGAUAUUUCCAACGUUGAAGCAAACCAAAGUAAUGAACCAUGAAGAGGAGACUACAGAGCAAGUGUAGAUAAAUAUGUUGGGAGUAUGAAUUUUGAUACACAAUGUAAUGUAGCUAUAUAUAUGUGUAUGUUGGAACUUUAUAUAUACACACAUGCAAAUAUAUAGUAUAUUGUUUCUCAUUUCUUUA